ACUGUGGCACCCAAAAUUCUGUCAAUUAACAUAGUUGUGUUAUUUUAACAUUAUUCCAAAAAUGGUUUAAAUGAAAGAUAUGUCUUGUCACAAAGAGACUUAGACAGAUGUUGUAAAUAAUUAACUUUUUCUUCCGGCAAAGUAUUGUGUACUUAAUGAGGAGUCCCUAGUGCUUUACAAUUGUUACAAUCUUUCUGGGGCACACCGCUGAAGAUGAGGUCGAAAGACUUGGCUUUUAUCAUCGUAUUAAUCAUCUCAGGAGAACUCUAUGCAGAAGAGAAACCCUGUGGCUUUCCUAGUGUGGAAAAUGGAAGGAUUGCCCAAUAUUACUAUCCUUUUAAAAGCUAUUACUUUCCAAUGAGAAUAAAUGAAAAAUUGUCAUUUUCCUGCUUGGCUGGUUAUUCAACGGCAACUGGAAAACAAGAGGAGCGAAUCACAUGUACCCAAGAGGGCUGGUCUCCAGAACCACGAUGCUUCAAAAAAUGCACUAAGCCCGAGCUGACAAAUGGUUACAUCUCUGAUGUAAAAUUAUGGUACAAAAUUCAAGAGAACAUGCGUUAUAGUUGUAAUUCAGGAUAUAAAACUACUGGAGGGAAGGAUGAAGAAGUGGUUCAAUGUCUUGCUGAUGGAUGGUCUUCUCAACCUACCUGCAGGAAGGAACAUGAAACAUGUUUGGUCCCUGAAUUACAUCAUGGAAAUUAUUCCACAACGCAGAAAACAUUCCAGGUGAAGGACAGAGUACAAUACGAAUGUACUGCGGGCUACUAUACAGCUGGAGGAAGGCAGGCAGAGGAGGUAGAAUGCCGCACAUAUGGAUGGUCUCUCACACCAAGAUGUACCAAAUUAAAGUGCUCUUCUUUAAGACUAAUAGAAAAUGGUUAUUUUCAUCCUAUAAAGCAAACUUAUGAAGAAGGAGACGUAGUUCAGUUUUUCUGUCAUGAAAAUUAUUAUCUAAGUGGAUCUGAUUUAAUUCAGUGCUAUAACUUUGGUUGGUAUCCAGAAUCUCCUGUAUGUGAAGGAAGAAGAAACCGAUGUCCUCCACCACCUCUGCCACUAAACUCCAAAAUCCAAACACAUUCAACAACUUAUCGUCAUGGAGAAGUAGUCCAUGUAGAAUGUGAAAUUAAUUUUGAGAUACAGGGAUCAGAAGAAAUACGUUGUGAAAAUGGAAAAUGGACAGAACCUCCAAAAUGCAUUGAACAAAAGGAGAAGAUAGCCUGUGAGGACCCACCUUUCAUUGAGAAUGGCACGGCAAACCCACACUCUACGAUUUACUACAAUGGGGAUACAGUGGCGUAUGAAUGUAAAAGCGGGUAUCAUCUCCGUGGAUCAAAAGAAAUAACUUGUAAACGUGGAAACUGGACACGUCCUCCUGAGUGUGUUGAAAAUAAUGAGAAUUGUAAGACUCCACCUGCUGUAAUAAAUGGGGCUGUUGUUGAUGGAUUACUAGCAAGCUACACAACAGGAUCCUCUGUGGAAUAUAGAUGCAAUGAAUACUACUUAUUGAGUGGGGCAAAAAUAUCUCGUUGUGAACAAGGAAGAUGGUCACCCCCACCCGUUUGCUUAGAGCCAUGUACUAUUAAUGUGGAUUACAUGAAAAGAAAUAACAUAGAGAUGAAGUGGAAGUAUGAAGGAAAGGUCUUACAUGGAGAUUUAAUAGAUUUUGUAUGUAAACAAGGAUAUGACUUAUCUCCAUCAACCCCAUUGUCUGAAUUAUCUGUACAGUGCAAUAGAGGAGAAGUGAGAUAUCCUUUAUGUAUUAUAAAAGAAUCUAAAGGAAUGUGUGCAUAUCCUCCACUUAUUAAAAAUGGAGUAAUGAUUAGUUCAGCAUUAGGCAUCUAUGAAAAUGGUUCUUCAGUAGAAUACAGAUGUUUUGAUCACCAUUUCCUUCAAGGGUCUAGGGAGUCCUAUUGCUUAGAUGGAGUGUGGACUACACCACCAUCAUGCUUAGAGCCUUGUACGUUAUCUUUUGUUGAAAUGGAAAAUAAUAAUUUACUCCUGAAAUGGAGUUUUGACAACAGACCAUAUAUUUUCCAUGGCGAGUAUAUUGAAUUUCUUUGUAGGAGAGAUACAUAUAUAGAUGAGUCCUCUUUUAUAGGAUCUGAACUCAGAGUGCAAUGUGACAGAGGGCAGUUAAAAUAUCCAACAUGUGUUCCAAAAGAAAGGAUGCUGUCUUAUCAAGAACGCUUAAGGACAUAAAAAUGCACGGCAGAGAGAAGAAUAGUAUAUCAACACAUCAUAAAAUCUUUUAUAAAACAUGAUUUUUAGAAGAAAAUACAAAUCUCUAAGUUUUUACUUGCUUGAGGAUUUGAAUCUAAAUUGUCUAUGUUGAACAUUUUUUUAUUUAUAAAUAAGCCAGAACAUGUUGUUUCCUUUCUAGUUUGAAUGAUUUGACAUGUAACUUAACCUUUAUUGAAUAUUUUCCAUCUAUUAAAAAGAUUGAUCUACAUGCAAAAAUGUUUUUGAUACCUAUUAUCCAUUCAUUGUGCUAUACUGUUGCCUUCAAUAUAUGUGAAAAAAUUCACAUUUGUCUUUAUCAUAUUCAUUAAUAUUAGGGUUUUCUGUUACUUUUAAUUCAAUCUUUAUGUCAAUAUUAAGGAACCAAACACACUAGAGAUAAGAAACUAUACAUCACAUUAGAGGAUUUACUUUCUUAAAUACAGGAGAGACUACCCUUCAGAUUUCCUAAAUGUAAAGAAUUUUAACAAUUAACUAUAAUAUUAGCUACAAGAUUAAUAAUCAAAUUGUGAGGUGGUGAUCUAUCCACAUCUUAAAAUGUUGCCCAAGGAACAUGGCUUAAAAAAGAAUAACCCUCUCCAUUUUUUUAGUAUAAUUUAUUGUUAA
Lynx canadensis (Canada lynx) is the source of this 2844-nucleotide messenger RNA. It is a transcript of the gene F13B, whose product is annotated as coagulation factor XIII B chain. The transcript has 12 exons. The coding region runs from base 214 to 2199 and encodes 661 amino acids. The record is from RefSeq and is a predicted model, not a curated record. NCBI's taxonomy places the organism in Eukaryota, Metazoa, Chordata, Mammalia, Carnivora, Felidae.